UUCUAUCUUACCAACGGAUAGAUAUGUCAGAACAACGACAAUCAUCUUUAGCGCGGACUAAUUGGAUCAAUCUAAUUUUAGCCCAAUUUAAGUCAUUUUCAUUGUUUAAUCUUGCUAGUUAGGUAAUGGUAUACUGCAUAUACUGCUAUUGACUUUAAGUGAAUUGUGUUGUUUCAGGGAUCUUUAUAUUAACAAUGAAGGUUGCAAAGGGCAAAGCAUCAACAAGGAAGGACAAAACGGAACUAUCAAAGCCAGUUGAGGAAAGAAAGAUUGGAAAGCGAAAGGCAGCACUUAAGGCUGAUAAGAGUCGCGUGACAUUGACCAAGAAAGCAAAAUUGGACAAAAAAGAUCCUAACAAACCAAAGAGGCCUCCUAGUCCCUUCUUUGUUUUUCUAGAGGAGUUCAGAAAGACUUACAAGGAACAGCAUCCCAACGUGAAGGCUGUUUCAGCUGUGGGAAAAGCUGGUGGCGGGAAGUGGAAAUCCUUGUCUGCUGCGGAGAAAGCUCCAUAUGAAGCUAAAUCGGCACAAUUGAAGGCAGAUUAUGAGAAGCUGAUGAUUGCGUACAACAAAAAACAGGAAAGUACGGAUGAUGAAGAUGAAAGGCCUGGCAGGUCAAAACCUGCUGUGAAUGAUGAAGAUGAUGAGGAAAGUGGGGAGGAUGAAGAUGAUGAUGAUGAGGAGGACGAUGACUGAAUGUGGCAAGCUCAAGCUCUGUUAUUUGAUUAUGUAAAGUAUCCAGUGCCCUAGCUCUGGACUUCUUACGAUUGUACAUUUGGGCUAUGUUAUUUGUAUUAGUUUCUUGGUUGCUCCUUUAUCUACAAUGAAUACACCCUCGUCUGUUGAAUAGCUGAUUUGUAAGCUUGAUCCCAGAACUAACAAUCAGUGGUUUUUGUAUCUCCAUGACUAUUCUAAUCUGCUCCUUGUAUUGGGCAGUUAGAGUUUGUCUUAGCAUAUAUAAAUAUCUUAUACAAUUCUCAA
This is a messenger RNA of Corylus avellana, 980 nucleotides long. NCBI's taxonomy places the organism in Eukaryota, Viridiplantae, Streptophyta, Magnoliopsida, Fagales, Betulaceae. The record is from RefSeq and is a predicted model, not a curated record.